UUAAUAUGUUGGUAUGAACUUGCAUCAUUUAUACUUAACUUCUAUUUAACGCCAUAUGUUUUUGUAUUUAUCGUCCUAAAUUAUAUCGAAUGAGUUCUUUUACUCCUAAUUCUAAUUUGAAUGACCCCCGCUGCCCUAAACCUAAACAAUUCCUCAUCCCAAAACAUACCCGCGCCGCCCACCUUCCCGUCGAUGCUCGCCGACCACCAUCCCCGACCCUCUGCAUAUCCGCACCCAUCAAACUCGCUACAACUGCUUUUCUUGCCUAAACGAAUCCACACCAGACCCAGGCGGGUCGGAUAUCCGCCCACACCAAGACACAGACGAGUUGACAACCAGACUACACCAGCGUUGGACGGGUUGAAAACUCAUCGUCGGCGGGCAAGGAACAGGAUUUUCAAUCCGUCCUACGGUCGGAAACGAUAAUGAAUUUUCAAAGGGCGGAGGUUGCCAGGUUGGAUUGGACUGGAGAAGCAAAGCUGAAUUGAUGGAAAUGUCUCAAAAUUGAAAGGAGGGUAAGGGAUAAUUUUCACUAGGGGUUAGGGCUUUUUUUUAAAUCUUAGGGCGGCGAAUAGUAACUCUCGCUUAUUUAUAACAACUUUUCGGGCUUUGUUGUUUUCUUCGAUGCCAUAGAAAUUUAGGUUUCCUCAACUUUUCACAUUGAUCAAGCAAACAAGAAACUUUGUCCAUCCAACCUUUCAACCUAAGCUCAAACAAACUAAAAUCACAUGUUGAAUGUUUAUAGAACAUUAUAUAUAAUUACCAGGCCGGCCAGCCGGCCAACGAAGGACAUAUUUUACAAUUACACAGGCUAGGUGUGAGAAGUUGAGAACAAAAGACGGAAGGGAAACAACAACGCGAUCUUAUUUCUCUGUUCUGUUUUAUAGUAUUCAUAACUUUCAAUAAUUUCAUAGAGUAGGUGGUGUUCAAAACGUCCAAGCACAUAAGGCAAUUCUUUUUGUUUCUUUGGAUGGUAGGAGUGUUUGUAAAAUUGUAUCAUACAGAUAAAUAGACCGAAGGAUCGUCCAUCAAAACUCAGCCCUUUAGACAGUUUUAUCAAUACAAAACGAUUGAACUACAAGAAAUGUCCUAGCUCAUGUGGCACUACUCCUUUUCAACAUUUUCGUCUCGUUUCUGGUAUUUCUUCCUUUUGUUUUCUCCUGCUUUGUAUGUUGCUUUUGUUUCUUCUUAGCUAAAACCUAAUGAGCUUGUCUCUCCUUUACUCUCUUCAGCUUAAUUCGGGUUGUUCUAUGAUACUCUAUUGCACUAAUAAAAAAUUUACAAAAUAUCCUAUUAUUGACUUGUUUCUUAGUUGUACCGCCAAAGGUAAUCAAGAUGAAUAUUCAAUGAUACAUUUGAACCUAUUUUUCACGUGCAUGAUGCACAACGACACCGAUAUAUAAAUCAGAGGCGCACCGAAUAAUACUUACACACAACACAAACAAACGCACUAACUAAUUAAGCUAUGGCAGGUUCCAAGGCAGCGGCUGUUUACCCUUCACCGGCAGCGACCCUGAUGAUCGUCCUAAUGGCGACCGGAAUAAUAUGCAUGCAGGGCCUGCGGGCCGCCAAUUCCGUCUGGCCGAUAGCGUGCAGCUCCGGCGUGGACCCGGCCGUCACUCCAUGCGCAAGAAAACUGGCCGCCAAUUUCUGGACGGCGGGAUACAAGUCCACCGUGAGAAAAACAGGGCAGUGCGCUGCGAGCCCCAAAACCGCCGUCUACGGCGAGGCGUUAUGUCAUACUCGUCAUACUUGCGGCGGUUGCCUGCGUGAACUCACUGCCCAGCUCUUUAGUGCGUGUCCUCUUGACGCCAUUGGAGGUCACAUAAAUAACUCCGACUGCUCAUUUAGGUUCGAGAUUUAUCCUUUCUUUUUAAAGAAAGACGUUAAGGAUUAGGGAGUCGGGCAGUGAAAUACUUUUUUAAGUUGAAUUCAGCCAGUGAAAUCCGUAUUUGUACAAUAUUUACAUUUCUGUGCUAUAAGCGGUUAAUUUAUGUUUUGCAGUGUUUUCUGAAUAAUUUGUGGGUGUGGUCAGAGAAUUUGUUGGGGAUUGUCGGGAGUUAGUUUAUAUUUUUUAUUAAUCAGAAAAAUUAGAAGUACUGUCGGGUUCAUUUUUUGUAAUUGUGAAAGGCAAAUUCUAUAAAUAUGUAAUUAGAAUGUCUUAAUGAUAAUAUCUAAUCGGGAGGAGCCACUGUAUUAAUACUUUUUUUGAACAUGGUGCUAACACUAGUUUCAACUAAUAAGAACAUUUUGUUUGGAUGAUUUUUUCAUUUAAAUGAGAUUACCGCAAUUAAUGAAGGGAAAGAGGUCGGAAGGACAAACUUGGAAUUAUGAAAAAUUGGAGAAAGAGAGGAUUCAUGUGAUUAAAUGGGAAAGGGUGGGGGACCACAAAAUCCUCACCACAAAAUUCACACCACAAAAUGCAUACCACAAACCACAAAAUUAAUACCACAUAAUCCAGACCAUAAAUUUAUUAGAGUAGACUACAAGUUUCUUGAAGUAGUCUAGAAGUUUCUUAACAGUGGACCUAUUUGUAAAAUUUAAAAGUUUUAAUUAUCAAAAUGUAAGAGAGAAAAUCUUUCAUUACAAAUUUGCCAUCAAUAUUUUUAGAACUUAUAUGUAAAAACAUUAAAUUUAGAUACUAAAUAUUAAGAUGUAUUAAUUUGGGUAUCAAAAUUGUAAUUUGUAUAUAAAACUUUAUUGCAACCAACGUAAAGGAAGGGAAAGGGGGAGUGAGGAGAAAAGAUACUAUAAUACCCUUAUAGUUAGGGGGUGUUCAAAUGGUUAUUAUGGCAAUUACCAAAUCAAAUAAGUCUAAAAUUAUUAAUCAUGGAAUACAAUAUCAUAACCAAACCGUCCAAACUAAUACAACCAAAGUAACCACACUAUAGUUUAAUCGGUUUGGUUAACCAGAAUAACCAAAUUAACAUCACACUAUCAUUAAGUGAGGAAAUCUCCGGUUAAUACAUCAAUAUGCAAUUUAUAUAAUGAAUAGAACAUAACAAUUAAAACAUAAUUAUAGUUAAUCCUUAACAUAAGUUCAUGUAACUAAUACAAUUAUCUUAUUGUCGAUAGAAGUAUUCACGUAGCAAAAUAUAUAUGUCGAUGGUAUGGGUUAAUUGAUUGUUGUGUUUUGUAAAUUUAGUAUUCUCUUUGCAAUUUCCAUAGGCUGAAAUAGAUUUUCUUUCAAGUUUUCAUCCAGCAUAUAGUAUGAGUUUUUAUCUAAUAUAAUAGUCCAUAUGUUGUGGUCUACACUCUACAGGUACAAAUAUACAGUAGAGGUACAAUAUUAAAUUUUACUUUUUACGAGCCUAAGAGGGAGAAACGUUUGACACUUAAGUGGCAAUGCCAAGUAUUAAGUAUGUGUAUAUACUAUUUUAUAAGAGAGAUAUAUGACUACUAACUGAACUGGUUAAUGUGGUUUGAUUGGUUAUGAGUGUUGGAAAUCAAACCAACUCAGCUAAACCAAACAAGCUAAAAAAAUUUAACCAAACCAAACCGUUAACCAAAUUAAUCAAACCGAAUUAUCCAAAUACUACCGGUAAAUGGUUACCAACCACACCGUUUGAACACCGCUACUUAUAGUAAUUGUUAGCAUGGUGCUAACACUUAAGGGUGUUAGGUUAGCAUGCUAUCUACUCCUCUAUUCAACCUCAUCUUCCUCUCUCUUCUCCUAUUUUGUUGUCAAUUCCUCUCUUUUACUCAAAUCAUGGAAUCAUUUGGAUGGAUUGAUUGGAAAACUAUACAAUUUGACUAAUUGUUUCAUUUAAAAUUAAUAAAUUUGAAUUAUCUAC
Molecule: messenger RNA, 3794 nt
Organism: Linum trigynum
Lineage: Eukaryota; Viridiplantae; Streptophyta; Magnoliopsida; Malpighiales; Linaceae
Source: the annotation of a GenBank genome assembly